Messenger RNA from Candidozyma auris, 1878 nucleotides. It is a transcript of the gene YKU80, whose product is annotated as ATP-dependent DNA helicase YKU80. Bases 1 to 1878 code for a protein of 625 amino acids. The record is from RefSeq and is a predicted model, not a curated record. Gene Ontology annotation, cellular component: Ku70:Ku80 complex. Gene Ontology annotation, molecular function: telomeric repeat DNA binding; double-stranded DNA binding. Gene Ontology annotation, biological process: telomere maintenance; double-strand break repair via nonhomologous end joining; cellular response to X-ray. The transcript has a single exon. Lineage: Eukaryota; Fungi; Ascomycota; Pichiomycetes; Serinales; Metschnikowiaceae.
AUGGCAGAUAAAGAAUUAACCGUGUUUGUGGUUGACUUGCACCCCGCAGCGGCAUCUUCUCAUGAUUACUUGUACGAAGUUUUAUCAGGGAAGCUUUUGAAGGGUCUCAAGACGGACUAUGUAUCGGUGGUAGGCUACCAUUCCCCACUUACGAAACAUGAGCUUGCAGAGAAGAAGGUAUUUCCUGGGGUUAACGUGUUACUGAAUUUCGAGACGCCGAGCUACGAGCAGCUUGUUAGGAUCAGGAAAGAAUUGCGGGUCAAUGACAGCUGGGAGUCUUCACAAAGCGAUAGCUUUCAAUCUUUUAUAUUUUCCCUCAGCUUGCUCGAAGACACGAAAACAAAAGCCUUCACUCGUAACAUUGUGGUGCUUACGUCACAUGAGUCUCCAUUGAGUUCACUCACAGAGCAAAAAGCAGAUGGUAUUCCCAACAUUCUAAAGAACCUACGUGUGAACAUGAUCGUGGUGGUAGACGGUCUCGAGGAAUCUUCUGAGACAUACUCGCAAUGGGCGCUUUUGAAACCAAGUUUUGCAGAGUUCAUUAUUAUGUCAUCAAAGCAGGCCCGCUACACCGCUCAAAAUGUACCUCCAGCCAAAAAAGUAAGACCUUUGCCAAUAUACAGAGGAGAGCUACGAUUUGGAUCUGACUUCUUUGCUGUAAUCGAGGACAGUUCAUACGCUUGUGAGGCCGACGACUUGGCAUUAUCAUGGCCCGUAGAGGUAUAUCCUGCUGCCAAGAAAGAUGUGUCAUCUAUCUCAUUUCAUGACUACAUUCUUGAGGAUGGCAGACCCAUACGUUUGGAGAGGAAAUCGUCACAUUACGUCUGGUCGAAAAAUGAGGAGUAUCAACGACCAGAGUACCCUGAUGAGGAAGAUGUGGACACAAAAAAGUUUCACAAAGUUGAGGUUGAAUCUAAGGAUUUUACUCCUGGGUUCAAGUUCUCAAAUUUUGAUCUCAUUGCUCUUGAUGAUGACUUAACUGAAUCAGCCAGACUUAAAAUCUUUAGUGCCUUUGACAUUUUGGGAUUCAUCAAAUCCGAAAGUAUACCUCCGGCCUACCUUACUAGUGAAACCUUCUUCGUUGUCCCAGAGAAGGCUGCCACACUAAGAGCGAACCUCAGUCAUACCAUUUUGGCUAAGGCUCUCUUGGAGACGGAAUCGGCUGCAUUAGCACGUUUUGUCAGAAAACAAGCGAAGGAAGUCGAAUUAGGUGUUUUAAUUCCAAUCAAGAUUAAGGAUGGUACAAAGAACUCCUUUAAUUAUCUUCUUGUGAGGUUACCGUUUAGAGAAGAUGAGAAUAUAGGCAACUUCCCAAGUUUAAAAGAACAUAAACUGGAUAAAAUUGUGCCAAAGUUGAUGGAGCAGUUCAUCGAAAGCAAAACUUUCACUGAACAAGAAACGAAGGAUUCACAAUCUCUCCAUAAUCAUCGAGUCACCAUGAGGACUUCUCAGUCGUCCAAGUUACCAUUGCCGAACACAUCAAAAGAAAUUUUUUCUACAUCAUCCACGAGUCAAGUCCGCCUUUUGAACUAUGUGAGAAAAAUCAUAAUCAGGUCAUUGGAUGAGGAUGACCUAGAUAAAUUCCUACAACAGAAGAGCCUAAUUUCAAACGUUCUCAAGAGUGAUCUGUUUGCUUCAAAUUUCUUCAAUUUGCGGAACUGCUUAAGCUAUAGUGCCAGUUCGGCCUCAUUUGUGGAUUUGUCUCGCCGUGCUAAGGACACAUCAAGAGGUCUAGUUGACGAGCUCGAUAUAAAGUAUGUAAGGAAGGAGGAUCUCAAGAAGAAGAAGCCAAGAAAAGGAGGUGAUACAUUUGAUACAAAAGGUUAUUAUGGAGCUGAUGAGGGAGAAUACGAUGCUGUUCCUGACUUCGGGUUUUAA